AUGACUGAAGAAAAUUUACUUUAUGCUGCAGAUUACUUUGCCUUUUUAGGUAAAAAGAUCUCAGAUCAUGAAAUUUAAUCAAUGCUACCCUUUUUUGAUUGUGAAGAACCUGGUCAUUAGGGAAAUGCUUUGGAUUAGGUUUGUCUAGAUUCUGAAUGCAAGUAUAAAGGACUAUGUUGUGUGAGGUGUCAAUAUCAAAAACAUAGAUUUCAUCCUAACUCUGUAUAUCCUUUACAUACAUUUGUUUCAUAAUUGAUUAAUCAACUCUCUAGUAGAAAGAUUAUUUUAGAAGAAUAAAGAAAAAAAUGUAACCUAUAUCGAGAUGUUGUUAUUUCAAUAUUGAGAGAUUACUUAAAUAGCAUUAUUGAACAUAUGUCUUUAUUAGUAGCAUCAUUGCAUAAAUAUUUUACAAGUUUUGAAAAUGCAUUUGAAACAACUAUAAUAAAAAGUCAUAUAAUUGCACAUUCAUUAAUUUAUAAGAAACAUAUACCUAAAGAUAAAUUUGAAAAAUUUGUAAGAGAAGGAAUAAAAGGAGUUUCUUUUUAAAAUUAAGAACCUAAGAAAUCAGUUUCAAAUGAUUAUUAUAUUUUAAAUUAAAGUAAACCUACUAGAUUAGAAGAAAAGUUAAAAUAAGAAUACGGAAACAUUAUUAUCAAUGAAUAGGAAAAAGCUUUUGAAAUGACUUAAGAUUAUAUUGAUAUUAUGUAAAGUGUUGCUUAAAAGUUAUAAACAAUUUUAAAAAAGUCAUAAGAUUAUUUGGCAGUUGAAGUUGAUUUAAAUAAAUUAUCUCCAAGAAUACCUAAAUUUGAAUUGGCAUAACUCUAAGAAUUUGAUUAAAAAUUUAAAAAACAAUUUUAAAUAGAUGGUGCAUUUAGUAUUUUUAAAGGAAUACCUCCUCCUGCUCCUUAAAAAAAAGAAUAAGAAUAAAUGGUCAAAUUAAAUACUUCUGCAAUUCCUACUUUAAAUGAUUAUUUACAUAAAGAGUCACAAAAUACAAUUAUAGAUCCUUCUAGAUAAAAAUGCAUCUUGGGUAUGUUAUUUGAAACUUUAAGCAAUUGUUCAAUAUUAAAAUUAGGUAGUGUAAAAUCUACUUAAUCAGAAGUCAGUUGUUUUGUUCCAUUAAAUUCAGAUUUAAUAGCUAUAGCGUAUUAUUAUAAUUAAAUUUAGAGCUCGAUUUAAUCCUUAUAUUGAAAUAUAUAGAAUUUAAGAUAAGAAAAUUAUCUAAAAGAUUGACACUAAAAGUUAAUAAGGAGUGAAAUGCUUAUUAGCAAUGAGUAAACCAUUAUUAUAUACUAAUACAUCUGCUGAAAGUGAGAUAACAUUGGUAGUUGGUUAAUAUUAUGAUUCUGGAUAAUUAUUGUCUUAUUAAUUAUAGAUCUUUAGAAAUGAAGGGCGAUACACUAUUAAUUCUUAAUCAGCAGGUUAAUUUCAUAAACCUGAUUAAUCAUCUGCAGCCACUUGUUUUGCUGAAUUAUAUUCAGGUGAGUUUUUUGUAGCAGGAUAUUCUACUGGUAGUGUUUCAAUAUAUCAUAUUUAGAAUCCUUAGGCUUUACAUGGUAUAUAGAAUAAAUUUAAUAGUUCUGAAUUUUCUUUAUGAAAAACCAGUAUAAGGUAUUAGUAUUGUGGAACCAGGGAAAUUGUUUAUGUCAUUUUCAUAAGAUAAAAGCAGAUUACAUAUGAUAAAUAGUAUAAAUUCUGAGAGAGUUGUACAUAAUGUGUCUUAAGUUAAAAUGUUAGCUAAUAAUACAUUUUAAAUAAUAAGUACAGAUGCAUUAAAUGAUGAUAAAAGCACAUUAAAAUUAAUUCAUUUUGUUUGUGGAGAAUAGUAUUAAAUUAAAUUAUAUUAAGAAAAGAAUAUCAUGGAGGUGAUUAGAAAGAGUAAGGAUUAAGAUUUUUAAGAAUGAUGAAAGAUGAUUCCAAAUUGUCUUUGGUUGAAGAAGGAAGCAUAUCAAAUUUUAGAGAUUUAGGAGUUUAAAAUUCUGUUAAAGAUCUGAUUAUUUUAGAACCUAGAAAGAAAAUGAGCAAAAUUUGGGUAUUGGCUGUAGGAGAGAAUAAUAAAUUGUAAUUGUGGGAAGUGAGAAGAGCUAUGAGUUAAGUAAGAAUAUAAUUAAAAAUUAAAUAGAAUAUCAAAUUAUGGGAAAAAGAUCUAGAAGAUUUCUUAAAACCAAUAAAUCAUAGUAUAAUUAAAGGGAAAAUGAUUGCAGAAAGUCAAGAAUAUACAACGUUAAAAUAUUUUGAUGUAGGACCAAAAGUAAACAUUUUAAGGGUUACUGAGAAUCCAUAAAAUGGUAGAUUUAAUAUUUUAAUCGGAAUCAUAAAUCACGAAAGCAAAACAGAUGUAGAUAUAUUUGAUGUAGAACUCAUGAGUUAUUGA
Molecule: messenger RNA, 2374 nt
Organism: Paramecium pentaurelia
Lineage: Eukaryota; Ciliophora; Oligohymenophorea; Peniculida; Parameciidae
Source: the annotation of a GenBank genome assembly